This is a messenger RNA of Dentiscutata erythropus, 3576 nucleotides long. The record is from the annotation of a GenBank genome assembly. Lineage: Eukaryota; Fungi; Glomeromycota; Glomeromycetes; Diversisporales; Gigasporaceae.
AUGAAUAAUAUCCAUACGCAAGUUACCAAAUACAUGCUGCCUACCCUGAACAGCCAAGGUGCAAUUGUACUAUCAUCACAUCCUAUUGAAGAAAACAAAUAUGUUGAUACAAAAUUCUUACUUGUAAAUGAAAGUGAAUUAAUUUACACUAGAAAGAAGAAGAUGGGGUCAAUUAAAAAUUAUCAACUAAGCAAAGAAUGCCUCGGCAAAGGUUCUUUCGGUUCUGUCUACAAAGCUUUGAAUAUGGAAACUGGUGAAGCAGUGGCAAUUAAACAAGUGAAGAUCAGCGAUUUACAAAAAUCGGAACUAACUUUUAUAAUGUCUGAAAUUGAAUUAUUAAAAAAUUUAAACCAUCCAAACAUUGUAAAAUAUAAAGGUUAUGUUAAGGCAGACGAUUAUUUAAAUAUAAUAUUAGAAUUUUGUGAAAAUGGCUCUUUACUUAAUGUCUGUAAAAAGUUUGGAAAAUUUCCAGAAAAUCUCGUUGCAAUCUAUAUUAGUCAAGUUUUGGAAGGUUUACUAUACCUUCACGACCAAGGUGUUAUACAUCGCGAUAUAAAAGGCGCAAAUAUAUUAACCACAAAAGAAGGUUUAGUGAAACUAGCAGAUUUUGGUGUUGCUACGAAAACUGCAAAUAUUAGUGAUUUUUCAGUGGUUGGUUCUCCAUAUUGGAUGGCUCCAGAAAUAAUUGAAUUAUCUGGCGCUACCACUUCUUCUGAUAUCUGGAGUGUUGGUUGUGUUGUUAUUGAACUUUUAGAAGGAAAACCUCCUUAUCAUAAUUUAGAGCCAAUGCCUGCUCUUUUUCGAAUUGUUGAAGAUGAACAUCCUCCUUUACCGGAAAGUGCUUCACCUGCUGUUAAAGACUUUCUUAUGCAAUGCUUUCAAAAGGAUAGUAACCUUCGUGUGUCUGCGAGAAAAUUACUAAAACAUUCUUGGAUCUCUAAUGUUCGUAAACCAAAUGUAGCUACUGAAUUUGAAGACGCUAUAAGAAGUGUAAAAGAAUGGAAUGAGGCUUUAAAGGACGCAAAAUUUGAAAAUCAUAAAAAACGAAGAAGUGGUUCUAUAAAACUAUCUGCUACUAUGCCUUCAAAAUCAAAAUCUCCUCUUAGUUCGAGUUCUUUAUCACCAAAAAUACCCGAUUUUACGCCUCCUGUUAAUAGUUGGGAAAACUUAAUGUGUUCUUCAAGUUUAAUGUCAAAUUCAUUAAAUCAACAAAAUAAUCGGUUAUCUGCGUUUCUUGAACAGGCUGAAGUUGAAGGAAAUAAUUGGGAUAAUGAUUUUGUGGAUUCGAUAUCUCUUUAUCAAAUCACUGAUAUUAAAAUCAGGCAGUUAAGUAUUAAAUCUUCUAAUGCUGACAUUCAAGACCAACAACCGGAUUACGAAUCUUCUGAUGAUGAUUCUCAAACUGUUCGACCAAAUCAAUUCAUUAAUGGUCAGAUAAAAAAUAAUCAUUCUGUUCUGAAGGAUCCCGGAAAACAAAUAAUAACAGAAGAUAACAUAGUAGAUGCCGAAACUAAUGGAUUCAAAAAUAAACCUAAUGGUUGGGAAUAUGUACAGGACACUGUAAUUCAUCUACUUUCAAAAUCAGUGAAUAACUCUAGUUCGACUCUAGAAUCAUCGACUACGGAAACUAAUGGUGCUCUUGAUGAAAAACAAAUCACGGAUGAAUUUAAGCGACAUAUUCGUGCGUAUACCACCAAUGAUGUAUCCAAUAAGAUUGUGAUUAGUUCGUCUCGAGUGUCAACUUCUGUGCAACAGGAAUAUCAGGAGUUAAACGAAUUCCAACAAUAUCAAGAAUCAGAAGAUGAACAAGAUUAUAAUAAAGCAUUUCGAGAUUCUGAUGAAGAAGAAGAUGGUGUGAUUCAUACAUUAAAGUUUAAUGCACAUCUUUAUAAUGAAAGUUGGAAAGGUGAUGAUAGCAGUGAUGAAGAUGAUCCAUUUGCUGAACUAGAGGAAAAAUUUGAUGAGAUGGACAUGGAAGCACACAUUGCUAGAGAUAAAUAUGCAAAUGCAUGUUCACGAUUGGCAGAGCUUCUAAAUCUUUUACAACCAACCGAAAGCGAAGAUCGAUUGAUAAGUUCAUGCGUUCAAAUCAUUGAUCUCUUAACAGAACAUCAAGAGCUUAAGAAUCACUUUAUAAUCUUUCAUGGUGUAAUUCCUAUCACGGAAGUAUUGGAAAUAUGUGCUAAUGCAGACUUGCUUUCAAAAUUGCUAAAAAUAGUUAAUAUAAUUAUUGCAGAUAACAUUGAUCUUCAAGAAAAUCUUUGCCUUGUAGGUGGUAUUCCGAUAAUAAUGAGCUUCACUUCAAAAAGAUAUCCAUAUGAAAUUAGAGUCGAAGCUGCAAUAUUUAUCAGACAGAUUUGUCAUACAUCGCCCAUUAUCCUACAAAUGUUUAUAUCGUGUCAAGGAUUAAGGAUUUUUGUUGAUUUUUUACAAGAAGAGUACACUAAACAUAAGGAACUGAUUUGGAUCGCCGUUAAUGGAAUCUAUGGUGUUUUUGAACUCCAAAGUCCGACUCCUAAGAAUGACUUUUGUCGAUUGCUUGCAAAAAUUGGAGUAUUGGAUCCGUUGGCCAUUACCCUACAUAAUGUUAUAAUGGAUGACGAUCUCUCUGCUAAAAUAUUUGUGGAUAGAAUUGUUAAUAUCUUUUUAAUGUUUUCUCGAGGUGACGCUUAUGUAAAAGAAUUUAUGGCUACACGUACACGGGUUGUUACUCGGAUUUUUGAAGACUUGUACAAAUUACCAUCGUAUUUAAUUGUAAUAGUGCUCAAAUGUAUCAAGAAUAUCUCCAUGAAUUCAAUUACAUUGGAUUCUUUACAAAAAGCAAAGGCGAUUCAAAUUCUCACCGAGUUGUUGGAUAAUCAAGUUCCAUCGUACGUCACUGAAAUUUCCAAUCAAGUGCUCCACACAAUGUUCAACCUUUGUCGAAUCGAUAAAUCGCGACAAGAAGAGGCAGCAAGGGCUGGGCUUAUUCCUCAUUUGGUGCAUUUUGCAUCAAAUAAUACACCACUCAGACAUUUCGCGAUUCCAAUUCUUUGUGAAAUGGCUCACACGGGACAAAGUUGUCGUGAUUUAUUGUGGCAGAAUGAUGUUUUGCAACUCUAUCUUAAUUUAUUGGUUGAUAGAUCUUGGCAAGUUAGUGCUUUUGAGGCUAUUCUUUCAUGGUUCCAGGAAGAGACCUCCCGUGUAGAACCAAUUCUUUUACAACAAAACAAUAUAGAAUUAAUCCUAGAAUCAUUUGUUGUUGCCAAAGCAAACUCUUUCGAAAAUAUUCUUGAACCAUUAUACAUGAUAACACAAUUAUCUGCUCCUGUGACUUGUGUUCUAGCGCAACCAUCGUUUUUCGAUCGUUUAUUACAUAGAUUUGGACAUCCGAAACCUGUUGUGAGGUUGAAUUUACUUCGUAUUCUAAAAUCUAUAUGUGAUGUACAUCCACAACGUGAAGAUGUCAUUAAGCGUUAUGGGUUAUUUGAAAUCAUUAUUAAAAUGAGUGCAGAAGAUCCAGCUGUAUUAAUAAGAGAGCUUGCAAAAGAAAUUUUGCAACAAGGUUAUUUCACUCUUCGAAAGAAUGUUAAUUAA